Molecule: messenger RNA, 1377 nt
Organism: Plasmodium cynomolgi strain B
Lineage: Eukaryota; Apicomplexa; Aconoidasida; Haemosporida; Plasmodiidae
Product: glycerol-3-phosphate dehydrogenase
Exons: 8
Coding region: 1-1212 (403 amino acids)
Biological process (GO): glycerol-3-phosphate catabolic process; carbohydrate metabolic process
Cellular component (GO): cytosol; glycerol-3-phosphate dehydrogenase (FAD) complex
Molecular function (GO): glycerol-3-phosphate dehydrogenase [NAD(P)+] activity; protein homodimerization activity; NAD binding
Source: RefSeq, a predicted model, not a curated record
AUGAUGAAGAGCUUCCUUUCGUACCUCUUGUUAGUGCCCCAGUUGGCAAUCUGCUUCUCCGGCAGCCAGCCAAACGUCAGUAGAAACACCCUCAUGGCAAAUGCCACAAACAACCUCCCCCUUAAAGUUUCCGUCAUCGGCAGUGGGAGUUGGGGAACCGUCGUUUCAAAAAUUGUAGCCGAGAAUACGCAAAAGUCGAAAAUAUUCCACCCGCUGGUUAGGAUGUACGUAAAGGAAGAAAUUGUAGACAACGAUAAAUUAAGUAACAUUAUAAACACGAAAAAGGAAAACGUAAAGUACAUGAAGGGGAUGAAGGUGCCUGACAAUGUAGUGGCCAUUUCGAAUUUGAAGGACGUGGUUGAGGAUGCCGACCUGCUCAUCUUCGUAGUGCCUCAUCAGUACCUGGAGAACGUGCUAAACGAAAUUGUGAAAAACGAAAACCUCAAAAAAGGUGCAAAGGCGAUAAGCCUAAUGAAGGGAAUCAAGAUAGACAACUGCAGGCCCACACUUCUGUCCAAUGUAAUUGAGGGCAAGCUAAAAAUUGGGUGCUCAGCUUUGUCCGGCUCCAACAUAGCGAAUGAGCUGUCUACGGAAAACUUCAGCGAAAGCACCAUCGGCUUUGAAGAUGCCCAGGCGGCGGGGAUCUGGCAGGAGCUGUUCGACAGGACGUACUUCAAGAUAAACUGCGUCCAGGACAAGCCGGGGGUGGAGGUGAGCACUGAUGGCAGAGUCCGCACUACAUGCGGAGCGUUGAAAAACGUAGUCGCGUUAGGAGUGGGAUUUGUGGAUGCAUGCAGGCACAGCUAUAACACAAAGUCAGCUAUUAUCAGAAUUGGCCUUGACGAAAUGAAGAGGUUCGCCCGGUUGUUCUUCCCGGACGUUCUAGAUGAAACCUUUUUAGACAGUUGUGGCCUGGCUGAUCUCAUAACGACAUGUCUUGGGGGAAGGAACCUCAAAUGUGCACGGGAGUUCGCCACAAGGAACGGAAAGGAUUCCUGGGAUCAGAUCGAAAUGGAGCUUCUCAACGGGCAGAAGCUUCAGGGCAUCCACACCGCCAAGGAAGUGUACGGUGUGCUGGAGAACCACAAAUUAAAAAACGAAUUUCCAUUAUUCAGCACAAUCUACGAAAUUGCAUUUCGACAUAAAAAUCCGUCGAGCAUUAUUGAUGUUCUUUCGACAAAAAAAUUAAGACACAUAAGGUAUAAGAGUUGACGGGAAGAAACGGGAAGAAUAAAAAAGGGAAAAAAAAAAGAAAGGCGGAUACGAACGUAUCAGCAUCCGCACGCAUGUACUACUCAUACACACUUCUUACACACUGCAAGCACCUGCUCGGCGAAAAUCGAGGCGCUACCCAAACACAUGUUGCUACCCAAACAU